This is a messenger RNA of Darwinula stevensoni, 1237 nucleotides long. The record is from the annotation of a GenBank genome assembly. NCBI's taxonomy places the organism in Eukaryota, Metazoa, Arthropoda, Ostracoda, Podocopida, Darwinulidae.
AUGGUGAAAGAGUUUGUGAACGAAAACGGAACGACGCAGACGGAGGUGAUCCCAGCCCGAGUCAUUUACCUCAAUCGCACAGACACAUCGUACACCCUGCACGGACUGAGCCCCUUCACAACAUACAGGGUGAACGUGAGUGCAAUCCCACCCAAGAAGGAUUAUCGACCUCCUGCCAGCAUCUAUGUCACCACGGACAUGCACGUAUGUGGUACAUUGACAGCCCCUCCUUCCCUCGCAACACCUAAGUUGUACGGCGUAACGGAUUCAGGGACGAUCAUGGUCAUUUUGCCUCAAGCAUCGCAGGAAUUUGGGCCGAUAUCGCACUAUUUCCUGGUGGUGAUCCCCGAGAGCCAAGUAGCAAAUCUCACUGAUCCAAACGCUUACCAUCUUUCAUACGAUGCUGUGGAGACCUCGACCAGUCUCUUCACCGAACUUCCCCCCGAAAGUCGGCCAUACAUCGCGGCCAAGUUCAUCGGUCAGGACGUCCCUUACAUCUUUAAUUUGGGAGACCAUCAGACCUUCAAUGGCUAUCUCAACAGGCCCUUGUUUAAGAGCAGGCGCUACAAGGUCUUCCUUCGAGCCUAUGUCGACAGUCCCAGCGAGCCACAUCUGUUUGGGACGAGCAACAUGUCAAGCUUCCUGUCCUUGGACAUGAACCCGAUUCCGCCGGGUGCGAUCCCAAGCGACCGCCUCAUCUCGACUGCCACCGUUCUUCCGCCGGCUCAGAGCGGAGGAUCCCUUUGGGUGAUUGGACCUGUGACCUUGGCUUUGCUCCUCGCGUCUUCUCUCGCGGUCUUCAUGUACGUGCGACGGCGGAGAACACUGCGGAGUGGACAGGGAGCAUCGACUACAUUUGAGCCGCUCGUCUCCUCUGAUGCUCCGGUGGCGACGCCAGACCUGAACGAGUUGCAUUGACUCAUGUGACUGCGAAACGGAAAUUCUGUGUGUCUCAAAAUGGCAAUUUACUCCAACUCUUUUGCAAAACAUGAAUUUUCUCAAAUACGCAUUUGCGAACAAAAGUGUUACUUCUUCCUCUCACUUACAGAUUUUUAAAAUAUUUUUUUAUUUCCAAUAUUGCAUCUUCUAACCAAGAUAUAUUUCAACUAUAUCAACUAUAUUCAAAAUAAACAAAAGAGCUUUUGAGUAGAAAUCACGAUGAUUGAGCUGUUGAAACUUGCCCUUCCAUAAUAUUAUUCCAGUUUGCACUUCAAGCCAACUCCCAUAAAUAAGGAAC